AUGCCAAGUAGAGUAAAUUCACUUUAUUCUGAUGUUGGGGCUUGGAGUGGUAAAUUCAGACCUGUGAUGGACGAAAUUGAAUCAGAUGAGGCUUUACGAUUCUAUCAAUUUUUAAAUUAUUUAGAUGGUGGAAGUUUUGGGACUGGUCCUAUAGAUGAGUUUGUUGAUGCAAUGAAUAGAUUGGCUACAUACAUGAAGCAACAAAAUAGUCGAGAAACUCAAGUUAGAGGAAUGCGCGAACUAGAAGCUAUAAAUGGAGAAAAAGGUAACAGUAUUAAAACUGUAUUGGAAAUAAGUACUGUCAUCAUGAGAAAAAAACGAAAGUUCUUUUGCACAGGAGAAGUAAAAGAACCAAUUGUAAACAAUAAAAUUAUAUGUAAGGAUAGAAUACUGCUUCCCAUUGCGGGUUCUUCAUGCAGAGAUGCCAUAAUGUACUGGCACCCAAGUCUUACUGAAGAACACUAUUGUGUUGGCGCACUUGAAGCUAAAAGUCCAGUUCACAUUAUGUAUAUAGAAGGUGAGAUGUUUUGUAAAGGAGAUGAUUACUCCAAAAGGGAGUACUUGUUAGCUUGUGACUUUUACGAGGAUCAAGAAGCACCUGUUGCGGACUUACUCCAGUAUUAUCCAGAUCCUGAUCCUGAAAUAUCUCCAAAAUUAUUU
Molecule: messenger RNA, 660 nt
Organism: Brenthis ino (lesser marbled fritillary)
Lineage: Eukaryota; Metazoa; Arthropoda; Insecta; Lepidoptera; Nymphalidae
Source: the annotation of a GenBank genome assembly